Messenger RNA from Metarhizium album ARSEF 1941, 1389 nucleotides. RefSeq lists its product as uncharacterized. The coding region runs from base 1 to 1389 and encodes 462 amino acids. The transcript is spliced from 3 exons. The record is from RefSeq and is a predicted model, not a curated record. NCBI's taxonomy places the organism in Eukaryota, Fungi, Ascomycota, Sordariomycetes, Hypocreales, Clavicipitaceae.
AUGGCUCCUGACAACUACACACUGAACGAUGUACUGGUCGUGUCCAAAUUCCAUCCCUUCUAUGACCGAGACGUUCAGUAUCCACCGGACUCCGAGACCAUCCAGAAAAUCUUGCAGCAGUCAAGGGAGCAGCCGGCAGUUGCAAGCCCAAGAUUGCAGCCUCUGCUCCGGAAGAAAGACCUCUACGUCACUAUUGAGCGUCUCGUCAACGAUCCGAGCCCCCAAAACACGUACCGUCACAGUGUCUAUGCGAGCAUCACGGGAGGCGGGUUUGGAUCAAAGCCCUUGUUCUUCGCCACCGAUGUGCAUGAGAACCGCAGACACAGGGCCCAGUUCGGCCGCCUUCUUCGAGCUACCGGAGUAGUCAAGCAUGGAGACUGGAUCCUCACCACUCACUGUGCCGGUGAGCUCUACAGAUCCCUAGAUCUUGUGCUGGAGAUUCUGGAGAACGCCGGGGCCUCUGUCCUCAGCGCCGGAAACCACAUGUCGCCCGAAGACAUCAUUCGUCUGCUGAUCAAGUACCACAUCAACGUCCUGACUGGCGACAGCAGCCAGGUGGCCCAGAUUAUCCACAAGGUAUCGGCCCUCCCAGAGGAAACACGCGCUCUGUUGAGGCUGGACAAGAUAAUCUACACCUCGGAGGUGCUUACUGCCGCCCAGAGAGCACACAUUAAAGCUGUUCUUGGCAACAAUGUCAAGAUAUGCUCCAUUUUGGGCAGCGCUGAAGCAGGUCCCUGGGCGCUGAGCAACCCGGACCUUACAGGAGAGGAGACGCACACGGGUGAAGCAAACUUCAUCUUUGACACCCGCGCCAUGCUGGUCGAGAUCGUUUCCGCUUCAUCCCAAGACGAUGGCUCCGACCCUGCUCCCGUGCCCGAGGGGCAGAAUGGCACCGUCGUUCAAACAUCGCUGUCGCGCCUGCGCCAUCCCCUGGUGCGCUAUGAUACAGGUGACAUCGGAUCUCUUCAUCCCCUUCCCGUCACGGCACGACCCUUGCUGCCCGAGGAAUACUGGCCGUUCUUGCGCGUCCUUCGCUUCCAAGGCCGAGACCGCCGCUUCAGCUUCGAAUGGGAUGGCGAGUACCUUGAUUUUGCAGGCCUGACGGCUUUGCUCAAUGCUGAGGAAUGUGGCGUCCUCCAGUGGCAGAUCAUCUUGGACAAACUGGAGCCAUCUUUGGAGUCGUCCCUCGAGGUUCGGCUGCUGCGCUCUCCACCAAGCGCGAAGCUUCUGCCGGAGCAAGACCUCGCGGAGCAAAUUAGAACCUUUGUGCAUGCGUAUUCCGCCAACGAACACCGAUUUCGACUUGUUCUUGUCGAGAAUCUAGACGGUUUCGAGCGAAGUUCUACCGGAAGAAAAGUCAUCAAGUUUAUAGAUCGCUACAAUACUUAG